CUGACACGGCCAAGUACCUCAAUGAGCGGAUCGUGGCGGUGUGCCGAGCCCCAGACAAGCUUUUCUGUCCUCCGUUUUUGGGCGUCGAUAUGGCUGCGAGCAGGAAACCCGAGUCGAGCCUGUCGCUCUUAUUUUAGCUACGUGGUACCCGUGCCCUUGCGAGCUACCGUACAUACCUGCCUUCUUUUUUGACACCUUGGAACUUGGAUUACUCUUCUGCAUUGCUAUCGUUGCCUGCACGCCUGUGCCAGGUCCGAUUCUUGCGCAUCUACGCCAACAUGUUGCGAUUCGACAUUAUUCUCAAGUUGGCUUUGGUACCGUCGAUACUCUACCUGCUCAUAUCUGUGGUUUCGGUGGCUUUGACAACCCACUACUGGAUCCUAACCGACUGGGUUGUAUCGCGAGGCGUUCUCGUUAAGACCUCCGAAUUCGAUGAGCGAGCAAGGCAGUUUGUGACGGAUGCGACAAUUGUGUACUUUACCGACGCAGAUACCGAUGCGACAAUUGUAUCGGGAUGCCUAAACUUGGCCGCGGCCGUUAUCGCCAUUAUCGCGUGGAGUACCUUGCGAAAACCAGGAAUGGACGCCUUGAUUAACUCGACUGUACGCCGUUUCUGGAUACUCAGUCUUGUCUUCAUGUCCCUUGCUGGAGCGGUCAUGGCCAUCGUAUCGCUCGCACUACACUACACGAAACUGGGCAACGACCGAUGGGGAUGCACCCAGGAGCGACUGAUGAUGAGUGGAAAAAUGAAUACAAACGUGUACUGUACCCGAGAAAUGGCCGCAUGCCGAUUUCAACCCGAAUUUGUCACUGGUCGGGAUAAGCAGAAUGCUAGCGUUGCUUGCAACGAAGCUACUGUAGUCAAGUGGAUGCAAAUCAUCUUGCUGCUUCUCGGGCUUACUGUACUAUCCAUGUUUUCCCUCCAGGCUUACCUGCGCCGAACCAGCAGGGAGACUAGACUAAUGGGACAAGGAGCCCUUACAGAGAAGAUUUGAAGCGAGCAGAUUUCCCGGACUAUAGACGACACAUGAUUUUCCACGCAGUCAACGAAUUUCCUUGCACCACAUCAUUCUUGGCGUUUGUUUUUCUUUCUUAGCAUGCAUAUGCAUGGCACGACACUGCAUCAACUUGGGCGUUGGCAUCCCCCCUCCCUCACAAGUGGGCCAUUUGCGAUACACGACGUAACGAAAUUUUAAAGUGCGCGAUAAUGGUAUGAUGAAGCUGUACUGGAAUGGAAGUUGGCAGAAGCUACAU
Molecule: messenger RNA, 1254 nt
Organism: Bipolaris sorokiniana ND90Pr
Lineage: Eukaryota; Fungi; Ascomycota; Dothideomycetes; Pleosporales; Pleosporaceae
Exons: 3
Coding region: 279-995 (238 amino acids)
Source: RefSeq, a predicted model, not a curated record